Dictyostelium purpureum is the source of this 1864-nucleotide messenger RNA. RefSeq lists its product as uncharacterized. The transcript is spliced from 4 exons. Gene Ontology annotation, molecular function: sphingomyelin phosphodiesterase activity. Lineage: Eukaryota; Evosea; Eumycetozoa; Dictyosteliales; Dictyosteliaceae. The coding region runs from base 58 to 1563 and encodes 501 amino acids. Gene Ontology annotation, biological process: sphingomyelin catabolic process. The record is from RefSeq and is a predicted model, not a curated record.
AGAAUUGGUGCAUCACUUUUAGAAGAUUAUAUAAAGAGCAAUACCUCAACUAGUGUUAUGGUUAAGGGUUUAGCUGAACUUUGUAUUAAAUCUGGGGAAGAGCAACCAGAAGUUUGUACAGGUAUUUUAAAUAAUUAUGUACCAAUUAUUGUCGAUGUUUUAAUACAAUCAGAUUUUACACCAACAGAAUUAUGUGGAUAUUUUAAAAUUUGCUCAGAUUAUGGCAGCGAUAAUCAAGAUAUUGUAAAGGAAAGACAACAAUCAUCAUUUUCAAAUCCACACGCAGUAGGAUCAACUAAAAAAGAAUAUAAGGAUAUUACCACACAAGAACCAUUAGUUAAAAAUUUAAAGACUAAUAGUACAAUUGGUUACUUUUUACAACUUACCGAUAUUCACUUUGAUCCAGAUUAUAAAGUUGGUUCAAAUCCAAAUUGCGGUAGACCAUUAUGCUGCAGAGAUGGUACUGGUGAUGCCGGUGUCAUUGGUCAUUAUCUUUGUGAUAUUCCACUUUCAACUGUACAAUUAAUUUUCAACCACUUACAAACUUUAACUGAUCAAAUAGAUUUUAUUAUUUGGACUGGUGAUAAUCCACCACAUAACGUUUGGGAACAAAGUCAAACUCAACAAGAAUUUGCAACUCAAACUUUAGCUCAAUUAAUUUUAAAGACAUUCCCAAAUACCCCAGUUUUCCCAGUUAUUGGUAAUCACGAAGCCUAUCCAUCUGAUCAAUAUGUUUUACCAAAUACUCAAUGGUUAUUAGAUUCACUCUAUACCUAUUGGAUGCCAUGGUUAGACACUGAUGCACUCGAAUCAGUCAAGGAAUAUGGUUACUAUACUACUUUACUCCGUCCUGGUCUUCGUGUCAUGUGUUUAAAUACUUUAGAAAACGAUAUGAUUAAUUUCUAUAAUCUUUUACCAACCUAUCUUAAGGGUCCAAACAAUCAAUCAGAUUGGAUGAUCAAUACUUUAGAACAAGCCGAAGGCAAUGGUGAGAAAGUUUUAAUUCUUGGUCAUAUUCCAUGCACCGUUAAAUCAGCCUCAACUGAUCAAUGGUGUGCAAUGUACGAGCAAGUAGUUUCCCAAUUCUCCGAUGUCAUCGUUGGUCAAAUCUAUGGUCAUACCCAUUAUGAUCAAUUCAAUGUCUUCUCUGAUGUCGAAACCCACACUAAACCAACUGGUAUGAAUUACAUUGCUCCAUCUAUGACAACUUACCAAAACCACGAACCAGGCUAUCGUAUCUACGAAUUUGACUACUCUACCAACCAAAUCAUCAACUAUUAUCAAUACCAUGCCAACAUCACUGAUGCCAACAAGAGUGGUCAAAUUACAUUCGAUUUAAUUUAUAGUGCCAAGGAACUUUAUAACCUUCCAGAUCUUACACCAGCCUCAUGGUAUAAUUUAGCCACCCAAAUGAAAACCAAUACAACCCUCUUUAUGGACUACUUUACCAAUCUCUCAUCUUCACCAGAUAAAGAAUCAUGCGAUCAAUCAUGUCAAACUAAAUGGGUUUGUCAAAUCUUUGGUAUUACAUCAACUGAAUUUGAUAAAUGCUAUGGUGUUUAAAUAUAAUAAUAAAUAAAUAAUAAUAAAAAAUAAAUAAUAGUAGUAAUAAUAAUAAUAAUAAUAAUAAUAAUAAUAAUAAUAAUAAUAAUAAUAAUAAUAAUGAUCAUCAUCAUCAACAUUUCAAUAAUAUUUUAAAUUUUCAAAUAAUAAUAAUAUUUAAUUCUAUCGCAUUAUAGUAAUAAUAGUUUUAUUGUAUUAUCAACAUAUAAGUUUUUUUUUUUUAAAAAUUUUCAAAAUUUUUUCUUUCAUUUUUUUUUAUAAAACUAAAUAAAUAAAUCUUUAUUUAAAGUCAUAUGAACAU